AUGACGGAAAAGAAAGCCGAAGUAGUGAUAUCGGGUAUUGGAGGCGUUUUUCCAGAAUGCGAAAAUUUGGAUGAAUUUAAAGCAUUUCUUUUCGGUAAAGGAAACGCCAUAACUUCAGAUUCCAGACGAUGGAUACCAGGUUAGAUUGAAUUUUUGAACCUAAUCUACAUAUUUUUAUCUUUAAGGUACCUAAGGUACGGUGCAAAUAAUUUUGAUUAUUUUUAGUAACCGAAGAAGCACUUAUUUUCUAAAAAAUAAACCACACAAAAGACCUAAGGGGUAAACUGAUGAACAUUUAAAAAGUGUUUUACAUAAAGUACCACCUAUAUAAAAAUUUCCUAUUUUUUAAGAUACUGCGGAAUAUUUAACUUACCUACCAUAAAAAUGUUUUUAAAGUGCAAUUUUUUGGUAAGCGCAUAGGGAAUUUCAAUUAGUCAUCUAAAUAAAGUAUCAUCAGGCAAAAAAUAUGCAUCGUUAAAGGUAGCUUCUUCGUUAAACUCAGAACCUAAACAUACAUCUGUAUAGGAGGAGAAAUGGGGAACCCACAUAACAUUUAUUUAACAAAUUAUUCAUCGUCCCCCAGAACAAAUUCAAAAAUAUGCCACUUAUACCUUCUAAGAAUACGAUAUUAAAAAAGACGGACUUACUUCGUUCGGGCCACUGUAGUAGCUGAGAAGUUGGGGAAGUAGGAUAUAGAGGGGAAUUUAAUGUAUAUCUGUAUGCAAUGAUUAAUCAUUGCUGAAAAACGAUUCUGAGCGGAACUCGCUUUUACAUAUUUAAAAAGACCGUAAUAUUUAUGAUUUUUUUCAACGUUUGAUAUUAAAAUUCUUUUAUUAAAAAAAAAGAAAAAAACAUUAAACUCAACUUUUCUUGUUGAAUACUUUGUAUUAUUCUAAUGAAUUUCCUGUUAAAUUUUUAAGCAUUUAAUUUUAGUGUAACAAUUGUAUCCACAAAGUAACUACCAAAUGAAAAUUCGUAAAAAAACUCCUGAAAUUAAAUUAUUUAUUAAAAGCUCGACAAUUUUACCUCGUCUAGAAAAACAAUUAUAAGUCUACAAAUUUCAAGUCUACGAAUAUUUUUAACUGAAUGACAACAGAAAAAUAAAAUUUAAAAUAUAAAAACAUUAUUUUCGGUAAUAAUUUUUCCGUUCUUUCUACAUUUUAUUUUAGUUUUCCUAAUUAUUCGAAAACCGCUUUGAAAAUUAAAAAAUGGCCUCUAUAAGCACUAACUAGAUAAAAUUUUCUUUCAAAAAUAGUGCUACACUUGAAAAUCGGAGCAACAUUUAUGGUAGACAUUUUAUACACAGUAUAAAAAAAAACUGACAUAUUUCACAAGUGGGUGCAGCCACUAUUGUAGGUGAGAAAUAAGGAAGGUGUUAGAGGGGAAAUUUAAUUUAUAUAAAAAAACGGUUCUAAGCGGAUUUCAGUUAAUAGCAUUGUUUUGUCAACAAUAUAUAUGCCAUAUUAUGAUAAAAAAAUAACCUCUAUAUUUUUUUUAAUAAUAUUUGUUUACUACUGUAUCUAUUUUUCCGUUUUUCCUGGUUUACCCAUUUUUUUCCAGGUUUUUCUCAUUUAUUGGGAAAACGCUUUGGGAAAAUUAAAAAAUUACCUCGUCAAAAUACCCUUCCAGUCGAUUGCAUUCUAGAAAAAUGCUAUCAUACUAAAUCGGAGAAAAAUUACCGAUAGAAAAGUUAUUUACAAGGAAAAAAAAAAGACGUUCUAGGAGACGUUUCUAAUGGAGACGGGUGCAAGCCACUGUUAUAAAUAAUUUAAUGUAUACCUGUAAGGAAAAAUAAACCAUUGCUUAUGAAAAAACGAUUCUCAGCGGAGUUCAUUGGAUACUGUUGCUUUAUUAACAAUGUAUAUGCUAUAUUACAUAGGCUUUAUAUAUUUUCUUUAAAAAUAUUUGUUUAAUGUUGUACUGAUUUUCCCAGUUUUUCUACGUUUUCUCAUGUUUUAUCCCGGUUUUUUUUAAUUUGUUGGGAAAGCUCUUGAGAAAAUCAAAAAAUUACUUUCUUAAAGUACUACUCAGAAAAUGUCCUGUUUUAAAAAUUAGAGCAAGAUUUCUGAUAGAAAAAUUGCGCACAAAAAAAAAAAAAAAUUAAAUAAAUAUCUUUGUAAAACCAUAAACUUCUUCGCUUCACUUAGAAUCUAAAAUAAAUAAAUAAACAUUAUUGGAAAAACAAUAUACGACCUUUAUUAUAAAAAAUUUUCUACCGAGUUCCUAUUGUAAGUAUGUAGACUGUUUAAUUUAGGUAAUUUAAAUUGUAUUUCUGCUAGAUUCUUCUAAACAUUUUAUUUUGACAGGUUUAUUAGGGACACCGCAUGGAGUCGGAAAACUACGUAAUCCUGAAAAAUUUGACUACGUAUUUUUCGGUAUGCAUAGAAAAAUGGCCGAGAGUUUAGAUGCUUUAACUAGACUCUGUUUAGAACGAUCCGUGGAAGCGAUAGUCGAUGCAGGUACGGCAUAACUGUUCUACAUAUUUUAUAUCACCUAAAUUAUUUGUUAUUUUAGGUCUGAAUCCAGCUGAUUUAUCCGGGACCAAUACUGCUGUAUUCAUGAAUUCGUGUAUUAGUGAAUCAGAGUUUUUUGAAGUCUUAGAUACACAUCAAAAAGGAUUUGGUCUUUUAGGUCAUAAUAGAGCAAUGCAAGCCAAUCGUCUAUCUUACUCUCUUAACUUAAACGGUGAAUAAUAACAUCAAACUAUUAUAAAGAAUAAUGCCGUUUAAAUGUAAAUAGUGUACAAGUUAUUUAUUUUGAUGUAGGACCUAGUUAUACGACCGAUUCGACAUGGAUAGGCGGAUCACAAUCUCUAAUGAGAGCAAAAAAAAUGAUCGAAGAUGGUGUGAUUAAUGCGGCAAUUGUGGGUUCGUGUAAUUUAUGCUUGAAUCCAAAUAUAUCCCUUCAAUACGAAGGACUGGGACGAUUGAAUAAUACAAAUGAAACUAGAUCAUUUAGCGUAGAUGGUAUAAGUGUUAUUAUAUUUGAAUUCCAUAUCAUAUAAAUUUAUAUUUAAUUGGAUAUUAAUUUAGCGAACGGUACAAACCGGGCAGAAUCUUGCGUGUCAUUGUUUUUACAAAAAUCAACUGAAGCCAAACGAUCUUAUGGUACUUUAUUGAGCGCUAUUAGUAUAUUUGGAGAAACGAAAGAUUACUUUUGUCAUUAUUCCGAUAAUCUUUAUAAAGAAGUUCUGUUAAAAUCUUACAAAGAAGCCGGUGUUGAUCCAGCUAAAGUAGCAUUUGUCGAAGCUGAAGGAUUGGGUAUUAAGGUAUACUUGUUAAAUUUGUAUUAUUAUUUAACAUUUAUAAAUAAGUUGUACCUACUAAUAAUUAAUUAUACAUUUUGUAUAAUUAACGAUUAUUGAGCACGAGUUAAUACAUUAUUAUUAUAUGCCACUAUAAUUUUAUGUUCUGUAUAUAGAAAAUAGAUGCAAUGGAAUUAAACGUCUUGAGUGAAGUAUUUUGUACUCCGAAUAGAAAAGAACCAUUAAAAAUUGGUUCAGUAAAGAGUAAUGUUGGUCAUUGUGAAGCCGCUUCAAGUUUAGUCUCGUUAGCUAAGGUGCUCAUUAUUUUAGAUUCAGGUUACAUACCUCCAAAUAUCAACUAUUUAGGGCCGAAUCCGGAUUGUCCAGCUCUUUUAUCGGGAAAAUUAAAAGUGUGUAUAAAAUAUAGUUUCCGAUAUUAUUAUUUCAAUAUUUGUUAAAUAUGAUAUUUUAUAAAUAUGUAUUUAGGUAGUCACUGAAAAAACUCCAUUAGAAGGAGACACUGUUGGUAUCAGUGCGUUUGGUUUAUGUAAUUCUUUUAGUCAUUUGAUUUUGAAACAAAAUAAUAAGUCCAAAAAAAAGAUUUAUGAAAAAGGAGAAAUGUUUGAUGACGGUUUAGCUAGACUGAUUCUCGUGUCUGGUCGAAACGAAGACGGCGUUAAAAAACUUUUAAAACAUAUAAAAAACACCCGAAUGGACGAAGAGUUCGCUGCUCUUUUACAAAGUGUUUUUUAUAAAUCAAUGACUACUCAUUAUAGCAGAAGUUUUUGUGUACUUCCUGACAAAAACGAAGGAAUAGAAGAACAGAUAUCGGUAUGAAUAAUAAGACGUUAGUUGUCAUAUGAAUUUUAAUUUAUCAUUAUUUGUUAUUUACAGUAUCUUCCAGCUGUAAUUAAAAGGCCCAUUUGGUUUAUAUUUUCUGGAAUGGGAUCUCAGUGGAACUGUAUGGGAAAACAAUUAUUAACUAUACCUAUAUUCGCUGAUUCUAUACAAAAAUGUGAAACUAUAUUAAAGCCAAAGGGUGUUGAUCUUAUCGAAAUUUUAACCAGCGAAGAUCCAAAACUUUUCGAUAAUAUAUUGAAUUCAUUCGUCGGCAUAGCUGCGAUACAGGUUUAUUUAAUGUUAUAUUAUACAAGUAUCAAAUCAGUUCUUAUGAAUACAUUUUUUAAAUUUAUUAUUAUUAUUAUUUUUUAUAUAUAUAUUAUGUAGAUAGGUCUAGUAGAUGUUUUGAAAAGCAUUGAUAUAUUACCUGAUGGCAUUAUUGGUCAUUCGGUUGGAGAAUUGGGAUGCGCCUAUGCCGACGGUUGCUUUACUGCUGAACAAAUGAUACUAGCUGCACACGCGAGAGGUCGAGCUUCAAUUGAGACGAAACUCAUCAAUGGAAUGAUGGCUGCAAUAGGUUUAGGAUAUAAUGAUAUCAAAAACAGACUACCGCACGAUGUCGAAGUCGCAUGUCAUAAUGCAUCCGACAGCAGUACCUUGUCAGGUCCGGCAGACAGCGUAAUAAGUUUUGUUCAACAAUUAAAAUCCGAAGGAGUAUUUGCUAAGGCCGUUAACGUCUCUAAUAUUGCAUACCACAGUCAAUACAUAAAACCAGCCGCCCCGACUUUACUCCAGUAUUUGAAAGAAGUAAUAUUUAAAUAAUAAAACUUGGUAUUUGGUUUUUGUAUUUACAUAUUCCAAUAUUGUAAUUAUUGAUUAUGUUUUUACUUAAAAGGUUAUACCCGAAUCAAAGCCUCGGUCGUCGAAAUGGAUUAGUAGCUCUAUACCAGAAUCUGAAUGGGAUAGUGAACUGGCGAAAACCAGUUCACCCGAGUACCACACCAACAAUCUCUUGGGACAAGUUUUAUUCGAAGAAGCUUCCCGCCAUAUACCCGAAGAUGCUAUUACUAUAGAAAUUGCUCCACAUGGACUCUUGCAGGCUAUUCUUAAACGAUCGUUACCCAGUAAAGUAACAAAAAUCCCUCUAACGAACAGGACUUCUAAGGAUUCGGUCAGAUUUCUAUUAAACGCAUUUGGAAAGCAAGUGUUUUUUAUGUUAUCAAAAACGUCUGAGACAAGAACACUUUAAAAUAAUUAAUUUUCUGUAGGAUGUAUAUGAAUGGCAUGAAUCCUAAUAUUGAAGCAUUUUAUCCGUUAAUAAAUUAUCCGGUUAGUCGAGAAACCCAAGCUUUACAUUCUUUAUUGCCUUGGGACCAUACAGAGAAUUGGAAAUUAAAGAGUAUGGUGCAAAGUGUAAGUUUAGUUUUAUACAUGUUUUAAAGAUAAUACAUUUUAAUUUUCAACUUAAUUUACAAGGGUCUUAUAAGUUUUAACAUUCUAAAAAACUAACAAUAAAUUGACAGGGAGAAUUAUUAUACUUGUUACUUAAAAGCAGGGCUUGUCUUUGAGAAAAUAAGUUCGUUUCACAUUAUUUAGAAUUAAAACAAUACACAAUUUUUGCUUUUAUCGUUAUUUAGUAUUAUAUCGUUGUAAAACGUUUGCAUUUAUAAUUAAAUGCCUAUUUAUAAUGCAAAUCAUAUACAAUCAAACAUUUUCUAAUAAUCCUUUAAUAAUUGACUACUUAUAUUUUUCUCCAUAAUUUAACAAUAAUUAUUUGUAUGCCCAGGUAAUAAGUAAUCGGCAAAAUGUAUAAUAUUAAAUAUCAAUACAGUAUGUUAAUUAAUUUGGGAGUCAAUUUAUAACGUUCAAAGAUUAAUGACUCCGAGUAGAUUUUUUGUUUAAACUUUUAUUAUUAGAUAUAAAUAUGUGUAAAUUAUAAAAAUCAGAUUUUAAAAAUAUUUAUAAAAUGAAAAAUGUAUAAUUUGUCUAGGAAUUAUACAAAAUCAAUAGAUAUAAUAUAGAAUAGCGAAUACAAAACUAUAACUACUAUUGUUUUACCUAUUUAUAAUUAAAUUUUUGUUUUAUCAAUAGUAUAGAAUUUAUUAUACAACGCAUUCUACCCAUUUCCUGCAUUAGAUUUAAAUAUUAAAUCUUUAUGUUUUACCCAAUAAGCCCAGGAGCACACUAAUGCAGUGGAAAAAAAAACUAGUCUUGUCUCUGCAAUAACCUGGCCAUCCAUUUCUCAUUCCACUGCUAUAGUGUGUACUCGAUGUAAAAUAUUAAAUUUAAAAAUAAAAUCUAAUGCGGGAAAUAAUCACAAUACGUUGUAUAAUGGAUUUUUGGAUUAAUUGGUAAAUAAAAAUAAAUAAAAUAGAUAAAUAUAAAAAAAAGAUCUGAUACUGGAGAAGUGUGGUCACUGUUGUAGAGGGGUAAUGCGUAAGGUGGGAUAUAUAAAGUUAUUUAGUUUAUAACUGAAGCCAAUGAUAAACCAUUGGUAAUAAUAAACUAUUCGGAGCGAAGUUCGGUUAUGAAUGUUUUUAAAGACCGUAAUACUUACGAUUUUCAUAAAGAUUUGAUUCUAAACCUAUAAAAAAGAAAAAACACUACAUUUCACUUUAUAUUAUUUUUUGAAAUAGAAUUAAUUUGUAUUUUCCCUGUUACCUACCUGGCACGGGUUUGGUAAAUAUUUUUUUAAGGAACUCAGGUUUGAACUGCGAUCCUUGGAAUAACAAGUACGUACCACCACAGACGGUGGUACAUAUUAAUUAUAUUACGAUAGACAUACUAUAAAAUCGGCAAUAUUGUUCCACAUAAUUUUUUUUUCAAACGAUUUUUGUCAACAUUUGAUAUUAAAAUUCCUUUAUAAAAAAAUAAUAUCAGGCACAUACAAUUUAAAUUGUUUUUUGAACAAAAAGUACGAAAUUUAAGUAACCUCCUGUAAAAUGUUCAAGAAUUUCUAAUUAGUCUAAUCAUUUUAUCUACACAGUAUGUACCGAAUAAAAAUUACGUAUACAAUUCACAAAAUUAAAUGUCUAUAACUAGCUCAAAAACGGAUCAAAUUUUAUGUACUUUCUGCAUUUUUUUUCGAUUUUGCUCAACUAUUAAAAAAACUAAAAAGAAAAUCAAAAAACGAUUUCCUUCUUCACCAACUAUACUCCGGUCAGCGAGAGAACGCUUGCUCUUUCGCACAUCUAAAUGAAUGAGCUCCACGGUUUCGUGUCCAAAUUUCUCCCACUUUAUUACCUACUCGCUAUAGAAAUGCGUGAGAGCAGAUGAAUUUUGGUUGCCACCCAGUAAAGUUCUCUUGCCGGUCGGACUAUAGAUUAAAAAAUUUAACAAAAAAGAUCUCUUGAUGUUUUUUUAUUGGAGCAAUAUGUAUGGUGGAAACCAGAAACCGUAAACAUUUUAAAUAAUGAUAUCAUUACGCCAUAAUUUGAAAAAAAUCGUAUAUUUCGUCCUUUUAUAGUUUUUUCUAAUUAUUUUGAAAAAUACUUUAGACAUCAAAAAAAAAAAAAAAUAAAAAAAUAAAAAUACACAUAUUAUAGUAAAACCAAGAUACGAAAACAUAUAUUUUGCUUGAUGAAUCAUUGAUAUAAGUGAGAAGUUGGAAAAAUUUUAGGAAUUUAUUUUUACAUAACGAUUAAUUUUUGCUAACAAAAAACGAUUCUAAGUAAAGUUCGGUUACACAUGUUUUGAAAGGCCGUAAUAUUUACGAUUUUAAAAUAAUACAUUUUCUAAAUUGUCCAGUUUUCCUACGUUUUUUUCCAGUUUUUCUCAUAUUUUUUCCAACUUAUUAUGAAAACAACUGGAUAAAUCAAAAAAUAACAUCGUUAAAGUAUCAUUUCAAUUAGAUUUUCUUUCAGAAAAAGUGCUACACUUAAAAAUUGGAGCAAAAUUGCUGGUAGAAAAGUUGUCCAUAAAAAAACUAAUAAUAAUAAACAUCAUUGUAAAAUCAAUACAUUCUCACUCCACUCAAAAUCUAAAAGCGUUUUUAACUUUAGUUAAAUAAAACGAAGAGAAGCAUUAGGUGUUUCAUGCAACUAGAGAAUUCCAAUGAGACUUAAAGUUAAGUUCUACACAAAUAUGAUGAUAUUGACUAUGUUGUGUAGUUCGGAGUGUUAGGCAGUUCACAGAAUAAUUGAUCAGAGAUAUGUGUGAGGUGAGAAUGCUUAUGUGGAAGAAUAGGUGACAGAAAUAGAUAGAUUAAAGAAUGGAUACAUAUGAGGCAACUUAAGCGUUGCUUUAACAGUAGAUGAAACGAGAGAAAUUAGACUGAAAUAGUUUGGGCGUAUCACGAGGAGAAGGCAUCUGAAUCAGUAAGAAUUGUAAUGAAAAUAAAUGUGGGUGGGAAAAAAAGAAGAGGAAGUCUGAAAAGAGAUGGUUGUGUGUGACUGAGAAUAUGAGGAAAGCCGGUGUGUGCGAAGUGAUCGGGUUAAGUGGAAGUUUAUAACUAGGCCUGGUGAUCCCAAAUAGUUGUGAUGAAGGAAGAGAAUAAUAAGAAGAAGAUUAUAGUAUUUUCUAAUCCUACUUAAAAGUUAACUGGAAUGAACUAAAUUUAAUAAAAUUAUGUAACUUUUUUUAGGGUAUUAAAGUUCCAGGGGAAACACGGUUUACGAUUUCUUUAGACAAUGAAAACAAUUUAUUUAACUAUAAAAUAAAUGGAAGACACAUUAUUCCUAUAUCAUAUUUUUUAGUAAGUUCAACGUUAGUUAUAGAAUUUAAAUUUAAUAACUUCUAUGCGAUUUUUUAGAUUCGCGUGUGGAAAUUAUUCUUAAAUAUAAAAAACGAAUUUAAUUUUGAUGGGCUCAUUGCAUUUCAAGAUCUAAAUUUUUAUAAGAACAUUGAAAUUAUGGCCAAUGGUGAGAGUGUUUGUAUUAUGUGUAAUUAUUAAAUUAUACUUAUAAAGCAUGCAACAUUUAUUAAUUUAUUUAGAAAUAAUUCUGUGUUAUUUUUAAUGUUAAAGAUAACAUUUGAAUUAUACACAAUUUUAUUUUUUAAGAAUAGACUAAAUAUUAAUUAAUCAUAUUAUUAAAAUUUUUACCAAUUAUAAUUUAUAAUUGUAUUAUUUAAGAAUUCAAGAUGUAUCUUAUAUUUUUUAUUAACAAUUUUAGGUAGACUUGUAAUAAUUAUUUGAAUAAAUCUGUUAAAUUAUUAUUUUUAGAUUCUUUGGAGUUUUAUUCACUCAUACAAUGUGGGUCCGGUUAUUUUGAGGUAUGCUUAGGUGAACAAUUAAUCUUCUCGGGGAAAAUAUAUCAACCAGAUCUGAUAGAUAUGACUGUGAUGUCUCCAAAAAUGAAGUAUCCAAGUACAGUUGUGUCAGAUAUUCCACAUAGUUCAAUAACAAAACAUGAUUUAUACACAUUGAUGGAACACCAUGGAUACGAGCUCGGGGAAAAAUUCAUGACUGUGACCAAUAUUGAUUUAUAUUUUGAAGGUAGAUGUAACAUUAAUAAUAUUAUUUCAAAUUGAAAUGUAUUAUGCAUAUUUGUUAAAAUAAAACUGAAAUAUAAUGCUCUACUGUAUAUUGAGUUUUUGAGUUACUAGUGUGUAAAUUAGUGAACACUGUAUAGUUAAAACUAUAACCAGUUAUGUUUAAUAAAUGAUCUGUACAUUUAUCUAUAAAAUAUUUUUUAUAUUUUGUUGUCAUUAUAAUAUAUUGUAAUACAUUUCAAUCAGGUAUUUAUAGAAUAUCGAUUUAAUUUGUCAAUAUUAUGUUUAUUUAAAAAGAAUACCAAGGAAAUAUUAAAUGGAGCGACAAUUGGUUGUUUUUUAUGAACGGGAUUUUUACUUUUCUCAUUCAUAAAAGUAUGGAAAAUAACAACAGUCCUGCAGAAAUAACAAGUAUUCGUCAAAUUUGUAUUGAUCCUUCUAAAUUUCAAGAUUUAAUUGGAAAAGGUACGUAAGAAAGUUAAUAAUUCUGUAUGUGAAUUUUAAUUUUCAUGUGAAGUGAAAAUUAAAAUCCUACACAUUAUUAGUAAUUACUUACCUAUUUUGAUCCUAAAAUUUGUUCAAACAAUGGAGGUAUUUACAUAAUAUUACAUUUAUGUUUCAAUAAAAAAAAUAAAUAAAGAAAACAAUAUUUAAAUUUAUUUAAUUAAUAUUUCAGACGUUCCAAUACAUUAUAAUUUUAAAACCAACGAAAUAAAAGGCGAAGGAUUAUAUAUAUUGCAUCCAGAAAUCAAACCGAUGACAAUACGUUCAUUAAAUCCCUUUAAACUACGUCUAGAAGAAGAAUGGUUUAUAAACUUAAGCAGUCCUAAUUUUAAUGUAUAAUGCCUAACAUUCAUAUAAUUUUAAAUUAAUGAAAAAUAUAAUAUAUGUAUAUUUUUUCCUUAGAAUGAAGUUAAUUUUAUUAAUAAUUGUUUACAAAUUAUAUUCGGAUCUAUAAAAUAUCAAUUAAACCAGAAAAUGUUGAAUAAUUUUCAUAUUUACUACAGCGAGAAAGAACAAACAAUGUUUAAAUAUCUUACGCUAGUGAAACAAAUAUUCGACAAUCAGAUAGGAAUUCAAGUUAGAUUACCUAUACUAUAUUCUAUAUUAUUCAUUUUUAUUUAUGAAACUUAUAAAUUAUACCUAUGUUUUUAAAUUUGUUUAGCACUCGAUUGUGAGCUUAGACAGUUCUACUCCGGAAAAUUUCUUGAACAAAGUACAAAAUGUGGUGUUAAUAACUAAAGGUCAAAUUGAAAAUGUUAUUAAAACUUUAAAAAAUAAGAAAAAAGUUAAUUUACUGGUUUUAUCGGACGAACAAAUAUUCAGUAACAAAGAAUGGACUGUUAUCAUGCAACAAAAAUUUAACGGACACUAUUUAGCAUUGAUAAAAAAGGUUACCUAUUCUGAGUUUUUGUUAAUUAAGGUUAGGUAACAAAUUAAUUCUUCUAACCUACAAGUUGUUAUAUUUUAGAUCAGAGAAAAAUCCAUUAUAAACUUGCAAGUAGACAAUUUCAUAAACUUUCAAAACAUUCAUAAUGAAAUUAAUAUUCUUUUGACAGAAUGCAAAAAAAGUAAAAGUUAUCUUUAUAUUUGUUCAAAAGUGAUACCGUUUGUAAAGUUGACAAGCUUCGUUGAGGAAAUUUUAAUUAAGAAUAGUUCAAAGUUGAUUAAGUUAGCAUAGUUAAAUAAACAUUUUAUUUUACUAAAAAAAAUAAGCAAACAAAUUUAUUAUUUAGAUUUGUUUUCAUCUUGGAUAAAUGUGAUCUGGAUUUCAAUGUUCAUAAUGAAUUAUAUGCAGAACAAUUACGAAAAAAUGUGUUUUUGAACAUUUACAAAGACGGUAAAUGGGGAACUAUUGCCAGAAAUAUUGUGGAAAAUUCAAAUUCUAUAACUCCUAUUGAUAACAAUCAUGAAAAUCCUAAAAAUUUUCAAAUGAACUCUGUAAUGUGAGUAAAAUAGUAUUUAUAUGAGGUAAUAUUGUUAAAAUGUUUGAAAAGUAUUAAUCGGAAAUAAACUUUUUAUUAAGUUCAAUAACUUUAAAGUCGUAUUACGUAUUAGAGUAUAGUGAAAAAUAACCAAGUCAUUAAAUUCGAUCGUUUUUAUUAGAUAGAAAACCAAAUUAACUAAACAAACUUUAACAGAUUUAUUCUAUAUUGAUUAACUUAAAAAAUAUUUAAUUUUUAUUAACCAAUCUGCUUCUUUCUAUCUUUCUAGAAUUGAUAUAACAUUUUCAUAUAUCUAUUACCUACACAAAUAUAAUUCUUAAUUAUUAUUAUAUAUUGAAUAUUGAUGAUGCUGUGUCUAAAUUUGUUAUUAAAAUUAAUAUAUUUUGGAUUUCAGAUUAGAUGGAUUUAAAGUUAAAUACUUAGGAAUUAACUUCCAGGAUAUAACCGUAAACAAUGUCAUAAAUGUAGGUAUAAUAUUUCGCCAAAUAGCGUAUUUGGUUCAAAACUUGUACAAUUCAUUAUUUACUUGGAAAAAUAAAAAUGUUAUUUUUACAAGUUGACUUUUUUUUUAGAUUUUAAAUUAUUAAUUUCUAAGCGUAUUUAUAGGUGUGUUAGCAGUUUUUUUUGUUUUGUAUUAGAAUGAACUAGGUCAUUUAGAAUAUUCUGGUCUGACAGCUGAUGGCAAAAUGAUUAUGGGAAUCGUUCCGUUUGAAAAAAAUACUUCUAAGAAAAUUUCACCCGAUCCAUAUUUAAUGUGGGUAAUUCCGCCGGACUGGUCAUUAGAAGACGCGGCUACUGUACCACUUCCAUAUGCAUUGGUUAUUAAUUAAAUUACCAAUAUUAAUUUUAAAAUUAUAUUUUACUAUUAUACUGUUGUAGGCAUAUUAUAUAUUCAAUGUUUUAACGACAACAAAUGAUAAAUUAACUUUGAGUACAAUACUCAUACACGCUGGAUUCAACGCUUUUGGACAAGCAGCUAUAGCUAUUGGUUUACAAGAAGGUUACGAUAUUUAUACCACAGUUGAAAAUGCCGAUCAAGCUAGGUUGCUUAGGAAAAGGUUCCCUUCGGUAAGUGUGUUGGGUUUUCGUCAAAGUUAAAUUUCAAACAUUAAUUGAUAAUAGUGAAUAUAAAUACUUAUAUUAUGAUUGUUCUGAAGUUACCAGAAAAGAGAAUUUUUAGUUAUAAAAAUAGUGAUUUCGAAGUACAAGUCAUGCUUGCUACUAAGGGAAAAGGUGUAUCUAUGAUAUUGAACUGUCUUAGCGGAAGUGAGUUCUACGCGUCGGUUCGAUCGCUAUCGACUAUGGGAAAAUUUUUCCAACUAACAAGAUCCGACAUGAUAAAGAAAAAUAAACUAGGUAAAACAUUAAUGUUCAAGUUAUUAUAUAUUUGCAUAGGUACUUAUCAAAUCGAUUUUGUCUAAAAAUUGCAAAUUUUUUUCAGGAAUGUUUAUCUUUUUGAAAGUCAUUGCUUUUUAUGGGGUUAGUCUAGACAGACUUUUGGGCCAAGACUGUAAUAUAAAAUUAAGAGUUCAAAAGGAUGUACAAAAAGGAAUAGAACUAGGUAUUGUUAAACCGUUUGACAGGCAUGUAUUGACUGGGACUUGCACAGGAGAACAAGCCAUUAAAGCAUUGAAGUACCUAAUUUAUUUAUUUUAUUUUUAAAUAGAUGGUUUUUAUUAAUUUGUUUAUACUGUUAAAAAAAAAAUACAGUUUAUCGUCUCAAGGUAUUGAAUCUAAACGAGUAGUUUUAUCGUUAGAAGGAGAAAAGACAUUAGUAAAAUCCGUUAUAGAUACGGGAUAUGAAAAAUACAAAUGUUAUUCAAAUAGAGUAUAUUUAAUUGUCGGUAAGAAAAACAAUAUGAAUAAAUAAUAACUAAUGUUUAAAAAUCUCAAAUUGUGUUAUAAUUAUUAUAUUUUUAGGAAGCAAAUAUAGCACUUGGAUUGAUCUUGCAGAAUGGCUGACAGUGAGAGGUGCUCAAAAAAUUGUUGUAGCCUUAAAAAAAUACGCUAUGUCUACGAUAGCGUCUAGAAGGUAUUUUAUGAACAAUCAAUUUUGUUUAAUCAUAUUUUAGUUUGAUGGAAAUUAUACGAUGGUCGGUUAUAAUUUUUUUUUUAUAAUUUUUUUAUUCAUUAAUUUAUUUAGGUUAAAUUUACUUAUGGCACGAUACCAAAAUACCAUGGUUCAAAUAGUAUCGGAUUCAUACUUGAACUCAAAAGAAGAUUCAAUUCAGUUAUUAAAGGAAACAACAACCACAACUCCCCUCGGAGGAAUACUUUUCGCCACAUUGGUACUAAUAUUUAUUAUUAUUAUUUUUAAUUAUUAAUUAUUGAUGGUUCAUUUAAAUUGAUUAUUAAUUACAGAGUGACGAUAAAAACAAGAUAUACAAUAUUAAAAAUGCAUUUGAAAAUCUCCAAUCAUUGAAGAAUUCGAAGCCUUGGUUUGUAUGUAUUAUGAGCGGUGGAGACGAGAUUUUUGCAGAAUUAAGGGCUAAUGGCGUUUGUCCAAAUGCCAUUAAUCUCUCAUGGAGUUCGAUGGAAACGGAACCAACAUUUUCGAAUAUAUUACCAUCUUUAGACAAAGUUUUAGUUAAUAUCAAUACAAUUUCUUCGUCUACCAUCAUAUGCACUGAAUACAACAAACGAAUAAUUGGUAAUUAAAUGUUCUUUAUGAACAACAUCAACAUCAUAGUUUAGAAUGAAUAAAAAAAACAUAUUGGCUUAGCCAAAUUUUUUUUAACGAAAAAGUUCGACUAUAAUGAAUUUCAUAUCAAAUUUUAAAAUAUUUUUGUUAAGUAUAAUAAUAAUUUAUCAUAAGAGUACCUAUCAAAAAAUAACGUAAAAACUCAUAAAAUUAAAAUGACUAUUAAUAGCUCAAAAAUAACUAAACAAUUUUGAAAGUUUUAUCCCGUCUAUAAAAAGCAAACAUAAGUUUCUUGCUAAAAUAUCAUGUCUCUUCGAAUAUUUUUAACUGAAUCAAAUAAAACAAAAAUUAAAAUAAUGAAAUCGUGUCGCAAUUUGAAAAAUCGUAUUUUCGUCCUGUUUGGUUUUUUCCGAUUAUUAUGAAAACUACUUUGGAUAUCAAAAAAUUACUUUCUUGUUAGUAGCAAUAUGUCAAAAGGAACGAAACCGAUUACAUGUCAUUUUUCUAUGGGAGCAAUGUUUCUGGUAAAAAACAUAAUUUGUGAAAAUUAGAAACAAUACAAAUGGUAAUCCAGCAGUGAGCCGUAAAUAUUUUGCAUUUUACCUGCAAUUUUCUUUCGGUUAUUUUGAAAACUCCUUAGAAAUUCUAAAUAAUCUCCUCGUUGCACCAACUAGAUAAAAUUACCUUUCAGUAAAAGGGCUACACUUGUUACUUCGAAGCAAAAUUUCUGAUAGAAAAGUUUCUUGCACACACAAACACAAACAAUUCAUAGUAAAACCAAUAGAUUCGUUGCUACGCUUCGAAUCUAAAAAAGAUGUGGUAAUGGGAACGCAUGUGCUACUAUUAUAAGUGGGAAAUUGGGAAAUUAGGAUACAUAAAGUUAUUUAUUUUAUAUCUGCUAGCAAAGAUAAACCAUUGGCCAUUGCUAACGAAAAAUGAUUUGGAGCGAAGUUCAGCUAUACAUGUUUUGAGAGGUUGAAAUAUUUAUGAUUUUCAUCAAAAUUUUAUAUUAAAACUCUUAUAAAAAAAAUGUAUUACACUGAAAAACAUUUUUGUUUAGUCUAAUAAAUAAAAAUUACGUAAAAAAAAUAUAACAAAAUUUAAAUGUCUAUAAAUAGCUCAAAAAUGGCUCAAAUGUUUUAUUUUUUUACCUUGUUGCACUCCGGAUCUUACAAAAACAAAAUCAAUUUAAAAUUUAAUAUAAUGAAAUCCUUAUUUCCGCAAUUUUCUCGUUUUCCUACUAUUUUAUCGAUUUUUCUAAAUUAUUAAAUAAACCAUAAAUAUCUCUAAAUUCACAGAGCGGUUACAGGUGAGGUUAAGAGUUAAGUACCUAGAAUCUAUUUUACAAAGAACGGUGGCUUUGACGAGGAAGUGAAACAUAGAAUUAAGUGUGGUUGUAUAAAGUAAAAAGAAUCGUUAGGUAUUUUAUGCGACAAGAGAAUUACAAUGAGACUUAAAAGUAAGUUCUGCCAAAUUUUAAUGAGACCGACUAUGUUAUAUGGUUUAAUGUGUUGGGCAAUAGACAGGGAAAUAGAAGAGAGAAAGUGUGUAGUAAAGAUGAGAUUAGUGAAGAGAUAAAAUAAGUUAGGAUUCAGUACAUACUCUAUAUAAGAGAUAGAUUAGGCGUUAGGCGUGGCUUCAAUUGCAGACAAAAUGAGAGAAAAUAAUCUGAGACUGUUUGGGCAUAUUAGAGAGAGGAAUUAGAAGCAGUAAGAAUUGUAAUAAAAAUAAAUUUAGAUGAAAAGAGGGGGAAGAUCGAGAAAGAGGUGGAUACGAUUGAGGAUGAUAUGAGGACAACCAGUGUAUGCAAGGUGGAAGAUCGGGUAAAUUAAAAAUUUAGGCAAAGAUGGCUAAUCUUAAAUAGUUGGGAUGAAGACGAACGAUAAGAAAACAAUAUGCUUCACCUUAAUUUUGGAGUAAGAUUUCUGUUUAAAACAUAAAAUCUAUUAUAAUUUUACUGUCGAAAAUUUGUCUGUUUUUUUCCAUACAUGUAAUUGUUUAACUUGUACGAUUAAUCUGGACCGUGGUAUAUGUAUAAUUAGUAAAAAAAAUUUAAGUCUACAUUUAUUAAAAUAUUAUUGUAUUGAAUUGUGAUGGUGUGUUCAUAGUUACCAGGGAAAGUUAUUCUAAAAUCGUUGCGGAAUUACCGAAAUCCAUUGAAGAGCUGAACGUUUUAGCAGAUACUCUUGAAGAUGAACCCGAAUUUGUAGAGGUAUUCACGAAAAGUCCCCGUUUCGCAGAUAAUAUGGAAGGUUUACCCGUUUUCGUUGUACCGGGAUUCCAACCAGGAAAAAUAAAACGAUUGUAUGAAAAUAUCAUUUAUCCAACGUUCGAAGCCAGAUUGCCUGAAACCAUCGAUUCAAUUGAAUCCAUAGCAACGAUACUCGUACAGGUAUUAACGACGUUAUAAAACAAAAUAAAAUAAACAUUUUCUCGAUACACUAUUAUAUUAGCUUAAUUUGGGAAUAAUAUAAUUAUUGUAAAAUUUAAACAGUUUGAUAAAAUUUGAAAAUUGCGUAUUAUUAUAGUUUGUUAAAAACUUAUGUUUUCAUAAUUUAGAAACUCAAAACGAUCACUAAAUGCAAAAUGGUUUCUCUUAUCGGCAUAUCAUGGGGCGGUGCCGUUUGUAUCGCAAUGGCACAAAUAUUAGAGGCGGAAGAUAUCGCAGUGAGUUUGACACUUUUAGAGGGACUACCGAACGUAUUCCAAGAGUGGACUACCAGUUUAAACCAAUACGGGAAUAUUAACGCUAAAUUGAUAUGGAACUAUUUCCAGAUCAGCAAUACUGUAAGAUUAAUCUACUUUAUUAUUAGGUUUACAGUAUUUAUUAAUAAUUACACUAAGUGGAAAUAUUUAGGUGGCCAAAAAACUGGUAACAAAAAGCGGUUGGACUACUGAAUUACCGAAAGUCUUAUCAUCAAAUGGCGUAACAACGGAUUCUGACAAGACUCUAAAGGCAUUGAAUUCAAUACGCUCGAAAUUAAAUACUAUACUCGCAUUAAAACCGUUUACGAACAAGGUGCUCACAAAAGUCAUGGUGAUUAAUAGAAAUAUCAAUGUGGAAAAAUCAAGUAUCAAUGGACUAAUGGAUGUAAGUAUCUAAUUAGAAUGCAUUAUUACAAGCAAUUUAAAACUGUAUUUCAAUAAAAUUAAUAGAUAAAUAAAAGCAUCUAUACAUUAUUUACAAAUAGUUUUUAGAAUAAUUUAAAAUUUAAAACACACAAUAUCUGAUUUUUUAAUAUGCUCUGUGGCAACAUUAUGAUAACGACGUAUCAGAAAUUAUCAAAUUAUAUUUAUAUUAAAAAAAAGUUAUUGAAUGUCGAUUGAUAUUUUGAAUUCCUUAAAUUGUUUACAGUUUAUGUAAUCUACUAUAAAAUAUUGUUAGAUAAAAUCGAUCAAGCAUAAUAUAAUUUUAAGAAAUUCACUACAACGAAUAGUGUGUACUAUAAUAAAUGAAAAUAUAUUUAGAUAUGUACCUAAAUCAUUUACUACUUUAUGUAAGACAUGUAAUCGGUAGAUUCCUUCCUAUAAUACGGUUGAGCAGGAGGGCGAGUUUAAUUAGAAAAAAGACGAGGUAAAGUUGAAUAAAAUACAACAACAAAUGCAUUUCACUGAUAUAUUUUAUAGAUGAACAUGGCUAGUCGUAGCCUAGGUUUAUGUUCGACGGGAGGUGUUGAGAUGGUGAGCGUGAGGUUUUUAUGUUUUGAAGUGAGAUUGUCGUUGUUUUUUAUUGAUUUUAAAUACGACAUUAGAUGGUAUAAUGGCACACAGUUAUAAUACAUAGUAUAGUUUGUUAAUAAUAUAUUAAUGUUUGAUUAUUAAGUAAUGUUGUGGUAUAUAACAUAAUGUUUUUUUAUAUGAUUUAAUAUAAAUCGCUGUUAAUUAUGGUUUUAUUAAAUAAUUGAUGAUUGUACACAUCAUUACAGUACUUUUUUUUAAUCCAAAAAUACUUUUAAUUUUUACGUUUGAUUUUUUAUUAUUUUCAGUAUUGUAUUCAUGUACCAGGCGUUUAUAAUUCCGACGAAAUAGAUUUUGAAGAAAUGUUAGUAGAAAAGAAAGUCAUACAAAUCAUAAACCGAAACAUAUUACAUUAUCAUCCAGAUUCAAUGGAUACCCCGAUUAAAGAAUUGUACAUUCGUUCUUCACGGGAAACUAUUGGUUACGUUAUAGUUUUAUAGAUAAAAAUUAUUUUUGAAUCUGAGGAAAGAUUUCAGAUAUACAACAAGGAUUUUAUUUAUUUUAUAUUUUAUAUUAAUGUAAUUUAUAUUCUUCAGAAUAAACAUACUGGUUGUAAUAUUA
Molecule: messenger RNA, 18400 nt
Organism: Cinara cedri
Lineage: Eukaryota; Metazoa; Arthropoda; Insecta; Hemiptera; Aphididae
Source: the annotation of a GenBank genome assembly